AACACAACUCAACCCAAGUCAACGCAAUGGAAGUCAACACAACUCAACGAAACCCAAUGCAAGUCAACACAACUCAACCCAAGUCAACGCAACUCAACCCAAGUCAACACAACUCAACACAACGCAAGCCAAGUGAACGCAACUCAACCCAAGUCAACACAACUCAACCCAAGUCAACGCAACUCAACCCAGGUCAACGCAACUCAACCCAAGUCAACACAACUCAACACAACACAAGCCAAGUGAACGCAACUCAACCCAAGUCAACACAACUCAACCCAAGUCAACGCAACUCAACCCAAGUCAACGCAACUCAACCCAAGUCAACACAACUCAACCCAGGUCAACGCAACUCAACCCAAGUCAACACAACUCAACCCAGGUCAACGCAACUCAACCCAAGUCAACACAACUCAACCCAGGUCAACGCAACUCAACCCAAGUCAACGCAACUCAACCCAAGUCAACACAACUCAACCCCAGUCAACGCAACUCAACACAACUCAACACAACUCAACCCAAGUCAACACAACUCAACACAACGCAAGCCAAGUCAACGCAGCACAACCCAACACCGCUCAACAACUCAACCCACAACCCAACGCAACGCAGUCCAACACAACUCAACAAAACUCAACACAACUCAACCCACAACUCAACCCACAACUCAACACAACGAAGCUCAACCCAACUCCAGAAAACUCAACACAACUCAACCCACAACUCAACGCAACGCAACGCAACACACAACCCACAGACCAACAGCCCAACCAACCCGUAACACAACAACGCAACUCCAAGCAACAACACGACACACAACACAACCCGAAAGUUUCUUGGUUGGACUUCAGUUAAAUGUUUUCAAUUCAACUUUAUGUAUGUAA
Messenger RNA from Podarcis raffonei (Aeolian wall lizard), 884 nucleotides. RefSeq names its product salivary glue protein Sgs-3-like. The record is from RefSeq and is a predicted model, not a curated record. Lineage: Eukaryota; Metazoa; Chordata; Lepidosauria; Squamata; Lacertidae. The transcript has 2 exons. The coding region runs from base 27 to 884 and encodes 285 amino acids.